AUGCGGAUCCGUUUGUUACACUGCCUUCUGUGGCUGUUCGGCCUGGCUGUUUGGAUUGCGGAAACCGCUGCAUCAGGAUCUGGACUAGCAGAGGCUCUGGCCCAGGUGGUGCACCGCUCGGAGAUGGCUAGCAGAAAGACCCUAUAUAUACACCUGCAGGCGAGCGUCGAGUCAGCACGCCCACACCUGGAGGAGCUGCUAACGCAGGUGCUUCAGGAGCUGCCAUCCACUACGCUGCCCCGUCGGAUCUUCUCUCAACAACCCAUGGAGUACAAGCCGUAUGUGCACGCUGUCCUUCUGCUGGUCAACGAUCUGCAGGCCCUCCAGCAGCUAUAUGGAAAGCUGCGCGCCACCCAGGACCUCUCGCAUACCCUCAUCUACAUGUCGGGCCCAUCGCAGGCCUACGAAGAGGAGGUGCAGGGGGCUCUGCGUCUCCUGUGGCGCCUUAGCGUGCUCAAUGUGGGUCUAGUGCUGCGCACUCCCGGCAGUUGGCUCAUAAUGGUCACCUACUUCCCCUUUAGUCCGGUGCACGGCUGCCAGGUGAUCACGGCCAGCAUUGUGAAUCGCUACCAGGACGAGACCAGGCGCUGGGCCAGUACCGAGUACUUUCCCCCCAAGCUGGUCAACUUCUAUGGUUGUGUCCUCACCUGCGCCACCUGGGAGGACAUGCCGUACCUGGUGCUGCGGCGAGAGCUUCACGGUGGGGACCAGCCUGGCGGCGGCAAUGGAUUCGUGGGCAUCGAAGGAGCCCUGCUGCAGUUUCUGGCGGAUAAUCUGAACUUUACUGCAGGCCUCUACUGGAUGAACAAGGAGGAGGUGCUGGCCACCUUUAACGAGACCGGCUGGGUGUUCGAUGAGAUCUUUGGCCGGCAUGCGGACUUCUCAUUGGGUGGAUUCCACUUCAAGCCAAGCGUCGGCAGCGAGAUACCCUACUCGCAGUCCACCUACUACUUCAUGAGCCACAUAAUGCUGGUGACCAAUCUGCAGAGCGCCUACUCCGCCUACGAGAAGCUGGCCUUCCCUUUCCAUCCGCUUGUGUGGCAGGCCACCGGCCUGGUCCUGGCCCUUGGCUGUCUCCUGCUCCUGGGAAUUGAUCGCCGCUGGCAGGUGGUGCUGCCCCAGCAUCCCUACUAUCAGUUCUUGGUGCUCACAAUGGGCGGCAAUCUGCCGGAUUGGGCCAUCCCACGGAGGGUGUCCGGUCGUCUACUGCUGCUGACUUGGCUGUUCUCCACCCUGGUCCUGCGGGGCGCCUACCAGUCGGGCAUGUACCAGCUGCUACGGCAGGACACGCAGCGGAAUCCUCCCCAGACGAUUGCCGAUGUGCUCGCCCAGCGCUUCACCAUACAACUGAUGGAGGUGAAUGCUGCCCGCAUCCUGGACAGCCUACCGGAGCUGCGGCCCGAGCAGAUGGUCUACCUCAGCGGCAGCGAGUUGCAGUCCUUUCUAGCGCUGGCCCAGAGCAGCGGCUCCUCCGCCCGCCUGGCCACGCUCACGCCUUACGAGUACUUCGGGUACUUCCGCAAGGUGCAUCCGAUGAGCCGGCGCCUGCACCUGGUCCGGGAACGCAUCUACACCCAGCAUCUGGCCUUCUAUGUGCGGCGACACUCGCAUCUGGUGGGUGUGCUCAAUGGCCAGAUCCGGCAUGCGCAUGCCCAUGGAUUCCUCGAGCACUGGACGCGCCAAUAUGUCAGCGCUGUGGAUGAGGCGGAUGAGGGUGUGGCGAGAAUCUCAUCCACAUCCUACAGCACUCUGGACGGCAUUGAUGGCGAUCCGCUGCUGUCCGACAAGGAGGAGGAGCAGUCGAUAACGGGCCGUCGCAAUGUGCUGUCCAUGCGGGAGCUGGCGGCACUCUUCUGGCUAAUCCUGUGGGCCAAUCUCUUUGCAGUUGUGGUCUUUGCCUUGGAGCUUGUGCUGCACAGUCGUUCCAAGUGGAAAGAUCUGAGAAAACUUUAA
Drosophila miranda is the source of this 1953-nucleotide messenger RNA. RefSeq lists its product as uncharacterized. The transcript has 2 exons. Bases 1 to 1953 code for a protein of 650 amino acids. Lineage: Eukaryota; Metazoa; Arthropoda; Insecta; Diptera; Drosophilidae. The record is from RefSeq and is a predicted model, not a curated record.